AGCAACAACUGGACCAGAUUAUCUUUUAUUUCAAAUCACACACACAAGCUCCUCCCUCUCUCUCUCUCUCUCUCUCACACACACACACACACACACACACACAAACUCACACACUCUUUUUCGUUUUCAGUCUCAGGGCUGUGUUGUGUUUCUGUUGUGGAGAUCGAGAGAGGACGAGAGACUAUCACUCAGAGAGAGAGGUUUAGAAAGUGGACUCUGCACCACAGUGUGUGUGUAUGUGUGUGUAGCAUUUGACCACGGAGGACGAUUUUCUGGAUAUACCGUAUAAACCGUGUGUGUGUGUGUGUGUGUGUGUAUAAGUGUGUGUGUGUGUGUGUGUGGAGGAUGAUGGAGGCGUCAGAUGCUCAUGAGGAAGCAAAAGAGAAGAAGAAGAUCCACUUCUCCGUUCCCUCUACAGCCCCGACGCAGCUCGACCCCCGCCAGGUGGAGAUGAUACGCAGACGGAGGCCGACGCCCGCCACGCUGUUUCGAGUAGCUGACCAGCCGUGUCCAGAGGACGAUUACACCGCGGGGCAGUGGGUGGUGGGUGAGAACGGAGUCCUCAGACCAAAACGCCUCAAUCCCAACGUCUACCAGCCUCCUUCACUGAAAGCUGUUCAGCAGAUGGCUGAGGCUCACAUGCAGAAGUUGGGUGUGUAUCCUCACGUGGAGGAGGAUGGAGAGGAUGAAGAGCGGGUAUUAAGGUGUACUACUGAUUCACAGACGGAGUCGAGCUCGAGCGACGACCCGAGUAAACCACUGACCAGUGACAGAACUGACGAGGGAAAAGAGGAGGAAGAGGAGGAGGAAGAGGAGGAGGAAGAGGAGGAGGAAGUGAAGCAAAAGCAAAAGGAAGAAGAAGAGGAAACAGCAGAUGAUGAGAAACAUGGAGCGACAGAUGGAUGAAAGAAGGAAAGAGAUGAUGGAGCUUUACACAGAAUAGUUAAAAUGGAGGAGUGGAAGUGUGUGUGUGUGUGUGUGUGUGUGUGUAUGUGUGUGUGUGUGUGAGUGUGAGUGUGAGUGAGUGUGACUGUGACUGUGACUGUGUGUGUGUGUGAGUGUGAGUGUGUGUGUGUGAGUGUGAGUGUGAGUGUGUGUGUGUGUGUGUGUGUGUGUGUGUGAGUGUGAGUGAGUGUGUGUGAGUGUGUGAGUGUGAGUGUGUGUGUGUGUGUGUGUGUGUGUGUGUGUGUGUGUGUGAGUGAGUGUGUGUGAGUGAGUGUGUGUGAGUGUGUGAGUGUGUGUGUGUGAGUGUGUGUGUGUGAGUGUGUGUGUGUGUGUGUGAGUGUGUGUGUGUGAGUGUGUGUGUGUGAGUGUGUGUGUGAGUGUGUGUGUGAGUGUGUGUGUGUUCUCCCAUUAGGCUCUUCCUAACAAUCCCCAGGUCCAUUUAUUCGUAUAUGCAGUAUGUAUACACACACUGAAGACUAGGUCAUAGAUAAAAAUCAUAUAAAUAAUUUGAAAAAGUUGUUGAUGUUUUAUUUUAGUGUUUUAAUUAUUUUGGAAAAUAAAUAAGUUAUUAAAUAAUUCGAUAAUAAAGUAUGAUUGUGUGUGUGUGUGUGCACGCGCUAACUCUAA
Pangasianodon hypophthalmus (striped catfish) is the source of this 1572-nucleotide messenger RNA. RefSeq names its product protein phosphatase 1, regulatory (inhibitor) subunit 1B (gene ppp1r1b). Lineage: Eukaryota; Metazoa; Chordata; Actinopteri; Siluriformes; Pangasiidae. Gene Ontology annotation, cellular component: cytoplasm. The transcript has 5 exons. The record is from RefSeq and is a predicted model, not a curated record. Bases 346 to 906 code for a protein of 186 amino acids. Gene Ontology annotation, biological process: intracellular signal transduction. Gene Ontology annotation, molecular function: protein phosphatase inhibitor activity.